UCAAAUAUUGGACUCUCUGAUUUUUCAUAAUCAAAACCCUUCACUCUCUUUCUCUCACACUUCCAUUUCUUCCUUCCUCCACACAAAAAAAUAUGUCCAUUGUUGAACUCGAUUUCUUCGCCAUGGAAAAUCAAUCCUCCGCCGCCGCCACCACCGCCGCCAACUCCACACUCUUCCGCCGUCAACGAAGCCUCAAAGACAUUCAGAGCGCCAUUUCCAAAAUCAAUCCUGCCAUUCUCAAAUCUCUCAUCGUCUCUGGCUCGCCCGAUCAUCACUCCGAUUUCACUGUUCCUUCUGCCAUUUCUCCGAAAUUUCGGAGUCCUAAUAGCGAUCGGAAUCUCUUGACAACUCUUCCAGUUUAUUCCGCCUCUGAAUCCAGGUUGAGUUCAGAGAUUGGUUCCGAUGAUAAAUAUCCUUUAACGAUUUUUUACAAUGAAACCGUCGCCGUUUUUCACGUUUCUCGUGAUGAGGCCAAAAGCAUUCUGACGUUUGCUGAAAAGAGUAGGAGCAAUAGUAAUGAAAAAAGUGGAGCUGAACGAGGGAAAUCAGUGGCUGAAAUUCCUUCAAAUCAGUACCAACAACUCCUGGACGUUGAUCCUCAAGAUGAGGAUCUUCCAUUGGCAAGGAAAAGGUCACUUCAUAGAUUCUUGGAGAAGCGCAAGGAGAGGUUAAUUCCUGUGGGACCCUAUGGUUGAGGCAAUGGAAGAAUAUAUUAGUCAAAUUGGGAAUAAUAAUUACUCAUCUCAUUUUAUUCAUCUAUUCUAAAUAACUACAAAUUAUUUGUUUUAAUUUGUACUAUUUUAUUUCCAUUAAUCUUUUGUUUUAUUAGGGUUAGAGAAGGUUGUGCUUAACAACUUCUGUUUAAACUCUUUCUUAUAACAUUUUACCUCAUUCUUGACGGUUAGAUAAUAAAACACUUCUUUACCUUUUUUAUUUGA
Messenger RNA from Cucumis melo (muskmelon), 938 nucleotides. RefSeq names its product protein TIFY 9-like. Gene Ontology annotation, cellular component: nucleus. The record is from RefSeq and is a predicted model, not a curated record. The transcript is spliced from 6 exons. Gene Ontology annotation, biological process: regulation of defense response; regulation of jasmonic acid mediated signaling pathway; response to wounding. The coding region runs from base 93 to 695 and encodes 200 amino acids. NCBI's taxonomy places the organism in Eukaryota, Viridiplantae, Streptophyta, Magnoliopsida, Cucurbitales, Cucurbitaceae.